Molecule: messenger RNA, 1346 nt
Organism: Penaeus vannamei (Pacific white shrimp)
Lineage: Eukaryota; Metazoa; Arthropoda; Malacostraca; Decapoda; Penaeidae
Source: RefSeq, a predicted model, not a curated record
AUGUGCAGGGAGCAAAAUAUUGCUAGCACUAUUCCAAUUGGAAGUAGUUACCCUUACCAUUCCUACUGGGCUCUGUAUCUAUAUCUUGAUUUUACUCAACAGUUUAGAUUUUCUGAGUUGAGCUUUAUGCCAAAAAACCCAAGACACCUGACUUCGCCAACCGACCUGAACUUGGUCGUAGCUCGGAACAACAGAGUGGAACUCCACCUGGUUACACCAGAAGGAUUAAGGCCUCUAAAAGAACUCACCAUCUAUGGCAAGAUUGCCUGCAUGAACCUUUUUACACCUAUGAAUGAAUCAAAAGACUUGCUCUUCAUAUUGACAACACGGUAUUGUGCUAUGAUCCUGGAAUGUGUUGGGGAUGGAGAGAAUCUAGAGAUCAUAACCAGAGCUCAUGGCAAUGUAGCAGAUAAGAUUGGGAAACCAUGUGAAACUGGAAUGAUUGCAAUUGUUGACCCUCAGGCGCGUUGCAUUGUAUUGCGACUCUAUGAAGGCCUCAUUAAAGUCAUUCCUCUUGAUAAAGACAAUAAUGAGCUUAAAGCCUAUAAUAUAAGAGUUGAUGAGCUUCAAAUUCAAGACAUAGAGUUCUUGUAUGGAUGUUCUAAUCCCACAAUUAUUGUUAUAUAUCAAGACACGCAUGGGAGACAUAUUAAGACUCAUGAAAUUUCCCUCAAAGAAAAGGAAUUCUCCAAGAUGCCCUGGAAGCAGGAUAAUGUAGAGACUGAGGCCUCUACAAUUAUUGCUGUUCCAGAGCCGUAUGGUGGAGCAAUCAUUAUUGGUCAGGAAAUUAUCACUUACCUCACUGGGACUUCACAUGUGACAGUAGCCCCUGCUCUCAUUAAGACCAGCACCAUAGUUUGUUAUGGGAAGGUUGAUGCCAAUGGUUCAAGAUAUCUCCUAGGAGAUUUGUCAGGCCGUCUCUUCAUGCUGCUGCUGGAUAAGCCGGAUGAUCGGUCUGAGGCUACUGUCAAGGUUGAAUUGCUGGGUGAAAUAUCCAUCCCUGAAUGUCUGACAUACCUUGAUAAUGGUGUGGUCUUUGUCGGAUCUCGCUUGGGAGAUUCACAGCUGAUCAAACUAAAUACAGAAGCUGAUGCCUCUGGCCAGUAUGUGGUUAUCAUGCAGACCUUCAACAAUCUUGGCCCUAUUGUGGACAUGGUGGUCGUUGACCUGGAGCGACAGGGCCAGGGGCAGCUUGUAACCUGUUCAGGAGCUUUUAAGGAGGGAUCUCUUCGUAUUAUCCGUAAUGGCAUUGGUAUCCAUGAACAAGCGUCAAUAGAGCUGGAUGGCAUUCAAGGGAUGUGGUCACUAAGUGUAAAUUCGCAAAUCACCACAAUACUAUCGUCCUG